CUGACAACAAGCGCCUGUGGACAGCCCGCGUUAAGAGACUCUUCCAGCCACACUGGGGAAAUUAUUUUCGGAGUAAGCAGCUCACAUCAGUCAGCGCCAUGAAUUUAAAUGACUUUCUGGUCGUUCCCAACAAGCCCAAGUCGGUGAAGUUAAAUGUCAGGAACCUGCGGGAGCUGCGAAUGGAGACGGUUCAGCUGGACCAGGAGAACAAGGACAUGGAGAACAGACUUAAGGAGCUCAGAGAGAUCAUGAGCCAUGAGAAAGAGGAGAGAGAGAAGUCUGGUGCUUUCCGCUGGAAGUCUGCCCAGGCCAACAGCGGGACACGGAGUAAGGAGAAAGGAGUCAAACUUUCUGCUGGCAAGAUGAAGAUAAGAGUGCUGAAGGAUGAGUCUCUGCCAGAAGCUCAAAGACCACCUGAAAAAGUGCCAGGGCCCCCACCCAGAGACCCAGGGCACAGCAGGAAGCCCAGACUCAAGGGCAAAGUGUGUGGUCAGUGUGAAGCCAGAACAGCUGGACUGGUGUGCGCUGAAUGCGGAGAGGAUUACUGCGUCGGCUGCUUCGCCAGAUUUCACCAGAAGGGGGCACUGAAGCACCACCGGAUGAUUCCCGUGCAGGUGGAGCUGCAGACAUCGGUCAGCAGUCUGGAUGUUCUGAGCCGUUUCCAGAAACAGAUAGGAGAAGAGAGGGAGACGUCCAGCCAGUCCACUCAAAGCACUGCAGUCAGUCCAGCUACACUGAGGACACACAAGGCGCAGACACCAGCAGGAUAUCAGGAUACACAAACAUACAGCACACAGGUAUUAUUUGUGAACGAGGGAGAGGAAGUGGAGGACGAUGAGGAUAAAGGCUCUCUGCUAAGCGGCUGCUUUGAUGAAGAAGCUUCGUCUAGGUCUUUCCAGCAGGCGGUGAGCGAGUGGAGGGAGAGAAAGCAGGCAGGAGACACAGCGGACGAGAGAGAAGCUCAUCAGCCCAACCGCAGGGCACCAGUAACGGUGGAGGUGGUCGGCACUCAGGCUGGAGAAAUGAUUCUGCAGCCCAUUCAUAUUGAGUUCAGGGAACACCGUCUGAGCUACAUGGAGAAGCUGCUGCUGAAGAAGCACCGCAGAGCUCCGCUAGAAUCGUAUCGUCUGCUUCCUGCCCCGAGCUCCCAGCAGGACCUGCUCAUGCGCUCACCCACACAGCUUGCCGAGGAGCUAACAGCUGAGGAGAUGGACCUGCACAAAUACUGUGCGUCGCUAUUUGCCGUGUCCAGCCCUGCAGGAGGAGAACGACCGGAUAAAACCUCCAAAUCCUGCCUGAGUAUCACGGAGAUAGACGAGAUGGUCGGCAGCCCUCUGGCGUUCAGCUCAUCUGGAGUCCAGCAGGGAGAUGAUAAGCAAAAAUUGAAUCAAGGAAGCGAGGAUUCAUUUACCACUUCAGAAGAGAAGCCACCAUCUGACCAAUUGUCACCAUUGGUCAGAUCCCAGAGGCUUCAGAUUCCAAAAUCAGAGGACCUGAAGCUGAAAUUAAGUGUAAAUCAGCAAGUGGAACACAAACUUCAGAGAACUCAGUCACCAAGACUUGAUGAUUCACCCAAACCACAGAUGGCAAGAAGCUCUGCUCCACUAACACCCAAGUUCACAUUUACAAAAGCAGCACUUUCUUCUUCUCCUGUGUCUUCCAAGAGCAGUUGGAGACAAGGUGAUCCAGAAGCUCAGAACAGAGAUUCCUUUCUUUUGCUCCCAACCAACUGUCCAGCACCUGUGUUCUCUCUCUCUUCUGGCCCAAUGUUUAGCCCAGGAUCUCCUGAUGGCCAUCAUUUAAGCUCUGAAGUGAUAGCCUCAUCUGCUGAACCACCUACACCCAAGUCACACACUACAAUUUCAAGCCCAAGACCAGUAGUCCCUAAGUGUGCUUCAGAUUAUGCACCAGUAGUCCUCAAGUCCACUUCAGAUUCUGCAAUAUCAAGCCCAAGGCCUGUGGACCUCCAGUCUACUUCACAUUCUCCAACCUACAACCCAAGACCAUUAGACCUCAAGUCCACUUCAUUUUCUCCAUCCCCCAGCCCAAGACCAUUAGAUCUCAAGUCCAUUUCAUGUUCUCCAUCCCCCAGCCCAAGACCAUUAGACCUCAAGGCUUCAUGUUCUCCAUCCACCAGCCCAAGACCAUUAGAUCUCAAAGCUUCUUCAUGUUCUCCAACCACCAGCCCAAGACCAUUAAACCUGAAGGCUUCUUCAUGUUCUCCGUUAACCAGCCCAAGACCAUUAGACCUCAAGUCUACUUCAUGUUCUCCAACCACCAGCCCAAGACCAUUAAACCUGAAAGCUUCUUCAUGUUCUCCAUCCACCAGCCCAAGACCAUUAGACCUUAAGUCCACUUCAUGUUCUCCAUCCACCAGUCCAAGACCAUUAUACCAUAAGUCUACUUCACAUUUUCCUUGUUCAAGCCCAAAACCAGUAGUGUUCAAGUAUACAUCAGAAUAUCCAGCUUCUAGCCCAAGACCAGUAGUCCUCACAGUACCUUCAUGUUCUCCAACCUCCAGCCCAUCCCUAGCUAACUCCCAGUCACAGUGUCCUAGCCCCAUACCCCAGCAGGCUUCAAUUCCUUUGUCUGCAGAGUCACCAUCCCUAGAGGAUCAUUCUUUGGCUUUAUCUGACUGCUUUCAUCCAUCAUCAAACUCUACAAGGCCUACAGACCUACACAGGUCACCUCCACCUCCGAGCUCUCCACUUUCUCCUUCGCUGAGCUUGUCAGAUUCAGACUCCCUGAGUGACAGUGUGGGUCUGAUACCCGCUGAUGAAGACUCCUCUGAUGAAGAGAUGAGGGGAUGUGCAGACAGAGAGCAGGAAGAGGAAGAAGAGGAAGAAGAGGAAGAGAAAAGCGCUAUAUCUCUGCAUCCUACUCUCUCUCCCAUUGGAGACGCUCCUCACAGCGUGCAGGAGACUCCACAUUCAGGCCUUUUCACUGAGCCGUCACAGGCUCUAAUCUCUCUUGCCCAGCGAAAGGCCAGCGAAUCCCAGCACUACCAGGGCCUGGAGGGAUUUCUCACUCUGGGACUCGACCUCAGCUCUGUCCAGCCAAGCCCAGCUCCACCUCACACCCCUACAGAGAGGUGCUCACACUCUCAGGAGCUAAAGACAGUAGGUCAGGGUAGUUGGAGACCGGCCAGCAGUCUCCACCACUAUGCGGAGGAGGAGCUAGUUUCUGCAGUGAUGAAUAACCAGCCAAUCAGUAACAGCUUACAUUCAGCCACACCCACUGGCAGUGCUAUGUUGCUCCGAAGGCCGAGUCUACCAGGUUCCUCCAGAAGAGUCACUCCAACUUUCUCUCAUCCAAGUACUGCAGACCCUGCCGGGACCCCCAAGUUUCAGCUGCUGUCCCGCGCCGCUGUGGAGAUCUCGGAGGUUCAGAGUGUGGAGCGGCCAGAGCUGACAGACUCUGAGGAUGAGGAUAAUGAAGAUGACGAGGCUCUGGCUGGACUGGAGGAAGAACUCAGACGGAUGAGUCAUGUGAACCCAAACAGAAGGACAUAAAAAUUCAUAAUAUGGACAAAAAAUGACUAAUAUUUCAAAAAAGGACAGACAUUAGAACUGUACAUGUGUUUAGUAAUAAUAAUUAUAAUAAUAAUAAUAAUAAUACAUUUUUUGUUGUUAGUAUUUAGCUGGCAUUUUCAUAUUGUCAUUUUAA
Messenger RNA from Pygocentrus nattereri (red-bellied piranha), 3666 nucleotides. It is a transcript of the gene zbbx, whose product is annotated as zinc finger, B-box domain containing. The transcript is spliced from 18 exons. Gene Ontology annotation, molecular function: zinc ion binding. Gene Ontology annotation, cellular component: motile cilium. Gene Ontology annotation, biological process: cilium movement. Bases 99 to 3512 code for a protein of 1137 amino acids. The record is from RefSeq and is a predicted model, not a curated record. Lineage: Eukaryota; Metazoa; Chordata; Actinopteri; Characiformes; Serrasalmidae.